Daphnia carinata is the source of this 3748-nucleotide messenger RNA. Its product is annotated as condensin-2 complex subunit G2-like. Bases 116 to 3637 code for a protein of 1173 amino acids. Gene Ontology annotation, cellular component: nucleus; condensin complex. Gene Ontology annotation, biological process: mitotic sister chromatid segregation. The record is from RefSeq and is a predicted model, not a curated record. The transcript has 18 exons. NCBI's taxonomy places the organism in Eukaryota, Metazoa, Arthropoda, Branchiopoda, Diplostraca, Daphniidae.
GGACAGCCACAAAACAUACGUCAAUAGCUUUGUGAUGAAAAAGCGAAUUUUUUGAGUAUGAGCGGGAAAGCAGCAACAAUUUCAUUGAUACUGAAACAUUUUUCAAGUGAAAAAGAUGGACCACCAAGCUCUUCUACGUGCAGUAGAGACGUCCGAUUGUGCAGUUUUUAUCAGGUGGUACGAGAGAGUGGAAUCUGAGAAUAUCUCGGCCGUUAGAGAGUCAGUUGAUCGCCUAUCCAAAAAAGACCUGAGUGGAAUAUGGACGGUUUUCACCAAAUGGGUUACACAAAAGACCAAUUUAUUGAAAGAAAAUCCAAAUUCCCCCGAAAAUGAUUCAAUCAUGACUACGUUACUCGUCAUGUCAACCAUGGCUACUUACACCAUCCACAACAUGUCUAAUAAUGAGCCUCAAGGAUUACAGCCAUCUGUAAAAGCUAUGAAUGGAUCUUUGAAGUUUGUAACCUGUAAAACAGCAGCAACAAGUAUUUGUAAAAUGAGUGAACACUACUGGAAAGUUCAUCCUGAACUUGAAACUUUUCUGUCCAUCAAUACCAUCCAAUGGUUUCUUACUCAAGCUAUUCAUCCAAAAGCUACACUAGUUUCAGUGAAACAAUUAUGGGACAUGAAACAAUCUAUUGAGAAGCUAAAUGCUUUGAUCCUUGAAAGUUCUGGGUUGUUGACAUUGUUUCUUUCUGCCGUUUCCAAUUCCAAAUUUAUCGGUUCCAAUGAAGGACGAAAAUGUAUUGCUUGCUUGUUUAACUUUAGUACAGUUAUUGUACAGAUGCUGCAAAAAACAGUGAAAAAGUUUAUCCCGCUUGCAACAGUGAACGAUUGCGAGUCAUUGGGAGAGAUUUAUUUUAAGGCGUGGAGAAUGGCAUCUGAAGAACGCCGUGCAGACAUAGAAUUUGCUAUUCAAGAUCUUAUGUACCAUGCAGUCGUAGCUUGUCGCAAACCUUUAGGAGUCAUUGAAGGUGGAGUUAAUAAGGUGCCUAUGAACAAACUGCUUUUCCAUCUUCUACAUUCCAUCCAUCGUCAGCGAAAACAGCGCACUGUUGCAGUCCUUAUUCAUAGCCUUUAUAAACCUAUUCUGUGGCGUUAUCUGGAGGCGUCCAACGGCUUGGUGCGUGGGAAUGCGUUGUGUUUAUUUUUUGACGCCUUCCCAUUCGAAAGUGGAGAAGGGUUUGAGGAAGAUGAAGCUGUACGUACGAAGCAGUGGGCGAUAAUGCUUGGUGCCUUGAUGGACCCCGUACCCCUUGUACGAACAAUCGCAAUACAGGGCACAUGUCGGAUUCUAUCUCAAUACUGGGAAAUAGUGCCAAUUAAUAUCAUUCAAGACUUCAUUACAUGUCUGAUGAGAAAGUUGCUAUAUGACUCAUCCUCCGCUGACGUCCGUGCUCAUGUAGUGAAGGGUUUGGUAAUGAUGUUAGAGAGCAAACAAACCCACAGUCUUCUUGAGAAAAUGCUUCCCGUUACCAACAAAGUACUCCAUGAUCCCAAUGAAAAAGUACGGUCUGAAUAUGUCUUUUUGCUAACGCACGUCCAAAAAUUAAGAGUUAGCAAACUAUGGGAGGUAAUCGAUGUAAAUCAAUUAGUUGGUCGGCUUGCAAUGGAAACCUCAAAAAACGUAUGUCGUCGUCUCACAACUCUUUUGGCCCCGUUCUAUUGUCCCAAAAGUACGCCAGAAAUAGUUUUCCAGCGCUGUCUACGUCUUAUCAUUGAUAACCGGUUAGCUUCUAGAAAAUUUUACCAAUACAUAGAUAUAUGUGUGGGGAUUGAGCAAAUUGCGCAAUUGAUCCUAAUCAUAUGGAAGUUUUUGCGUAAUCAUACCCACAAACAGUUGCAGCGCAAUAAAAGUAGCCAGCAAAGAGAGGAAACAGCUAAUCAACGGCGCCCUUGUGGAGCCAAGAGGUCUCGACAAGGCGAAGGUGCGGAAAGCAUUCCAAAUAAGAAUGAAAACGAGGACAAAGAAAAUCAAGAUGGAUCCACCGACAGUGAGGAAGCUGGCAAUGAAGAAUUUAGUGAAUGCAGCAUCAUUGGAUUGAUCGAUGUAGUGUGUAUCCUUCUCAGCGUAAACAAGACGAAAUUCAAGGCACCACAAAACGGUGUGUAUUGGGAGAAUAUCAAGUCACGUUUUACAAAAACGUGUUCGCUUUUCUUCCGCUAUUUCAAGAACUCGGAAGGUCUUCGACCGCUUAUUUGCCUGUAUGGCUUGAUGUCUUCGUCAUCGUCCACGUUGCUGUUUAGUUUUGUCAAAUCUCAACUGAAAUCGCUAACGGAUGAAGCGACAAGUAAGGAGUUUAGCUAUUUGGUAGACGUCAUGUGCACUUGGGGCCGCGGAGAAGAUUUAUUAGAUCUAAUAACUGAUCACCUCCAAGGAAAUCUAAUGAAUUUGACAACCGAAAAGUCUCCCGUUUCCGUUACUCGUAGACGCAAAGCUACUAGGAAAAAGCGAGUCUCCUUCGAAACACUCAAGGACAGUAAGCCUUUGUUGGGAUUACGUUGCAUGGGGUACAUUUUACAGCACCCCUACAACAAGAAGAUAAUUUUGCGCAAAAAUUUAGAACAGAUAGAAAAGCUGUGCGAGACACUAAAUGCUGUGUUAUUAAUUGUGGAAAACGAUUCCAACAAGCUAACCAACCGGGAAAGUUUCUUAUUUGGUGCAGCUUCUUUAUACGUGAAAAUGGUCCUGGUAUUAGCUUGUUCGUAUAAAAGAGAAAAGUCUGAUUUGAAGUAUGUGGAAUCACAAGGAAAAAUUAUUGAAAUACUCAGCUGGAUGAAGAGGUUAAUGGAAAAUUCAGACCAAAACCCAAUUCUAGGGGAUCUGCUGUCCUCGGCAGUUUCCUCCAUCAGUAACUUGGUCAUGACUCACUCCAUGACUUGGGACGUCUUUCGUCAGUUUUUGGAUGUUGUUCUUCAAGUAGUUACGAACUAUCCGUCAUUGAAGAACCUGACUCUCUCAAUGAACUGUUCAUACCAUGCCUUGGUUUUUGUUUGGAGCGAGCGUACUAUAGGAAACGAAUGUGAUGUUGAAUGCGAAAGCCAGAUUAAUCUGAUCAUCAACUGGGUUUUGGAGUGCCCUAGCUUAAUGAAAUCGCCUGGUAGUAACACGAGCUUCGGCCUAGAUGAGGACGACUGGUCCCUUGUAAGAGAUAUUGUAAAGAAGAUCUUGGAAGAAUGUCAUCGGCAUCGCCCGGAAAAACACGAAAGUAUACGUGAAAUCGUGCGCAAGAUGGCAGAUACCAUUAGAUUGGAUAUGAUGCAGCAUCAGUCGCCUGGACAAGGAGAUGGCGAAAAGGACGCGGAUGAUGUAAUUUGUCAGAAUCCGUUGUCAAAAGCUAUAAUUGCAGCAUUCUGUACUCAAAAUGCAUUGGCGAAAAUGAUGCUGGAUGAAUUUUUUGAAGUAUUCCAGGACAACGAAAAUGAAACGACCUUAGUCGAUUGUGUUGUGAUUGCAAGACUGCUGGAAGGCCUGGGUCAAAAUAAAGGUCGGAUAUCACCGAGUACCUUGACCAGCGCCAUCGUUUCCUUCGAAGAUUUGUGGUCAACUAUAGGAGAAAUCGAAAAAAGUUCUAAUUCCGAUCGAGUUGCUUAUGUCAGCGUCACUAUUACCGAGCUGAAGAAAGCUUUUUCAGUGUAGCCUCUACAGGAUAUCGUGAAACCGUAAAAUGUUAUAAAUCAAAUGAAAACCUUUUAAGACGUAUCACAGCGUUUGAUUCUAGAAUAAUGCACAUGGGGUGCAAAACGGAAU